AUGGGAAAGAAAUCUACCCGUGUCGAGUCCUUCUCUGAUAAGGAAGAGGGCGGCGCCAAGCUCGACACACGCGUGGGCGAUGCUAUGGACGUAGACAGCACUCCGGCUCCCAAACUAGACACCAAGAAAUCCGCCGCCGACGCCCGUGCCGAAAGGGCAGCAAGAAGAAAGCAAAGAAGGGAAGAGCUGGCAUCAGGCCAGUCAGCGACCUCAUCCAUGGCGAGCACCCCAGUCCCGGAGACGAAGACUGCGUCACCGGCGAAAACCGAAGAGAAGCCCAAGAAGAAGAGAGGAUCCAGAAAGUCCAAGUCAGCGGCGGAGGAGACCGAAGCUCCUGCUGAACCCUCAACUGCUCCCGCUCCCGCCCCCGCCCCCGAGUCUUCGAACGUGCCUGAGGCCGAGGCCGCGCCACUUCCCUUCAUCAUCGACGUGAACCCUACAAAGCACACCACCGCGCACGAAGAUACACCCAACCCAUCAGCCUCCGAGAGGGACACAUCGGUGGCGCCGAGCACCAUUGCACCUAGCACGGUGAACGGCGAUGGCCUCAACCGGGCUGCGAGACGUCGUCUGAUGCAAAUCGACAGACAUCGUAUCUCAAUCAGGAAGGAGCUCGGUAUUCCUGCCGACUCGGAUGAGCGCCAGGACGAGGUGGAGACCUUGCUGGCAGCCUGGAUCAAGCUGUUCGACGAAAAGGUCGACGCUCGCAAGUCCAAGAAGCUUGCAAGGCAACAGAGCAGGGUAAAGGGCAAAGGCAAGGGUAAGCACCAAGGAGGACGAAACGACAAUGUGAAGCAGAAGCAGAUAAAGAAGCAGAAACAAAAAGGUGCCCUGAGACGCAGGCAGGAAGCUGCCUCGGAGACAAAUUAG
Colletotrichum siamense is the source of this 870-nucleotide messenger RNA. RefSeq lists its product as uncharacterized. The coding region runs from base 1 to 870 and encodes 289 amino acids. Lineage: Eukaryota; Fungi; Ascomycota; Sordariomycetes; Glomerellales; Glomerellaceae. The transcript is spliced from 2 exons. The record is from RefSeq and is a predicted model, not a curated record.